UGUUCAACUGAUUCCAGCUGAGAGGUGACAGCCAAAUUACUACUGCUUAAUUGGGCCCCAAGGUCAACGCUAGAGCAACGAAAAAGCGCUUCAGGUGGACACAGGAGCACUUUUCUUAUCCUCAGGAGAAGAAAUGAAAAUUCCAUGUCGGACAUGACAUCAGAAGAGAGGUGUCAUGAAGUUUCGGAGGAAGACGAUCAACAAGCAGAUACUGUGAUUAAAGUAAAUCACAAACCUCCGCCCGAUGGAGGGUGGGGAUGGGUCGUUUGUCUCGGAGCAUGGAUUGUGAAUUUCUUAACAGUAGGGCAGCAGAAUGCAGCCGGUGUGGUGUACUCGGCGCUUUUGAACGAAUAUUCCACAAAAAGAGGGGAAACAGCUUGGGUUGCCUCGCUGGCGUCCAGUAUGAUGUAUCUGUUCGCUGCUGUGGGCACCUCUCUCGCUGAACGUUUCGGAAGCCGAUUGGUUGUCAUCAUUGGAUCUUUCGUCUCAGCUUCAGGCCUCCUUGCCAGUUCCUUCGCAACAACGCUCACACCCCUGUAUGGAAGCUACGGAAUUAUAUGGGGUCUGGGAGCAAGUCUGGGCUUAUUUCCCUCGCUCGUGAUACUAACAACGUACUUCAGGAGGCGCCUUGCCCUUGCAUCUGGGAUGGCUCUGGCAGGAGCUGCGUGUGGCACCCUAGUAUAUGGGCCCGUGAUACAACUCCUUGUAUCAAAGUACGGGAUUUCAGUUACAUUUCGGAUUCUUGCCGCCGUUCAGAGUUUAAUGUUUAUGAGUGGAUUGAUAUUUCGGCCUGUGGAGAGCCAUAAAGCCUGCCGAGACAGACAAAGAGAAAACAACGGCAACAUUUUCAAGAACAAAGCGUACGUCAUCUGGGUUGCUUCGCUUUGUGUGUUCAUGCUUGUGUUUCUCGUGCCUUUUGUUCACUUGGUUCGCUUUACAGAGGACAAAGGCAUCAACACGACCAAAGCCUCUCUUCUAACAGGUUAUAUGGCCUUUGGAGGACUUACGGGAAGUAUCGCCUUUGGCAUUGCAUGCAAUCAUCCGAAAUUCAACCGCCUCAAGGUCUGCCAGCUCUCUCUCCUUCUCAUAGCUAUUUCUUCCUCCCUUGUCACCAUGGCGAAUAAAUAUGUCUGGAUUUGUGUGUACGCGUUCACUUUUGGUGUUUUUGAUGGAUGCUACGAAAUGCUUGUUCCCGUGAUCACGCGGGAUAUCGCAGGCCCUCAAAGAGUAGCGCAUGCCAUCGGUUUGCUUUACUGUAUGAUGGCGUUUCCAAAAACGCUCGGCCCACCAAUUGCUGGUUGGCUUUUCGACUUGUCCAAUGACUACAGUGUUUCUUUUUACGUCACUAGCGCUGUAACCAUUAUUGCAACAGCCGUCAUGUUCCUUCUCAAUUGGGUUCCACUCCACAAAGAUCGCUUAGAGAUGGAAGUAAAUGAAAUGCACUCUCUGAAAAUUACAAACGGGCCUUCUCACGAAAGCGUUUGCGAUGGCUUUGGGAUAAACUUAAGAUCAGAAGCCGACGACUUCGUAACUCGCAGGUGGCUGCCAAUUUACUGGGUUGAAAGUCGCGGAGAAUACGAAUAUCGCGAAAAGCUGACAGUGCUGUGACCAGAUUUAGUUGCAGGGAGAGUUUCCGGGGAGGAAAGGUGGUGUUUAUGGACUAGUCGUCCAAAGAGCUCUCUACCGAUCAACCAGCAAAUUUAGCUCAAAACAUUCAGACACGUUUUAAGUUUAUCUUUCUUUUAAUUUUUUCUUCGCUGUUAAGAAAUAUCGUCGCUUCGACACUGAAACGAGGUUUUAAGUUUAAACCGUGUAUGAUACUGUUUUCGAGUUUAGAAACGAGUCGCAAAAACAAAAUUGAAAAGGUGUUAAAAGCAAGCUGACGGAUUAUUUCGCUGACUUUCUGGCUGUUCGUGCAGGCACGUGACCCAGUACAUGCUUGAGAACAGUCUGAGAACAAGAAAGAAAAAUAUAGAUAAAUAAAAAUCUUACCACAUUUUUUUUAAAUCGCGGGCUCACGUGGUUUCAGAUAGGUUUCUUACAACACUGGAGGUGAAUUUUCAUUACACCUUUUUACUUAUGAGCUCCAAUGAAAGAUGGUUAUUAAAAAUUAAAAUAAACUUGAAUAAGUAAA
Pocillopora verrucosa is the source of this 2134-nucleotide messenger RNA. Its product is annotated as monocarboxylate transporter 10-like. Gene Ontology annotation, molecular function: monocarboxylic acid transmembrane transporter activity. Lineage: Eukaryota; Metazoa; Cnidaria; Anthozoa; Scleractinia; Pocilloporidae. Gene Ontology annotation, biological process: transmembrane transport. The record is from RefSeq and is a predicted model, not a curated record. Gene Ontology annotation, cellular component: membrane.